Molecule: messenger RNA, 1209 nt
Organism: Anisakis simplex (herring worm)
Lineage: Eukaryota; Metazoa; Nematoda; Chromadorea; Rhabditida; Anisakidae
Source: the annotation of a GenBank genome assembly
AUGGCCUGUUGCCUAAGUGAGGAGGCACGUGAGCAGAAACGUAUCAAUCAGGAAAUUGAGAAGCAGCUUCAACGUGAUAAACGAAAUGCACGACGCGAGCUUAAACUUCUCCUGCUUGAUAAUGCGAUGCGUUGUCGUGCUAACGUAGAUUACUGCAUCAGAGCAGUGAGUAUGAAAGGCGAGGGAGCGAAUGCAACACUUUUUAUGGGAUCUCGAAGAGAAGGUUCGAGCGCGAUGGCUCAUGCAAUGAAUCCAGAGGGUACCGGUGAGUCGGGAAAGUCAACAUUUAUCAAGCAGAUGCGAAUCAUCCAUGGGAACGGAUAUUCGGACGAGGAUAAGCGUGGUUACAUCCGACUCGUUUACCAGAACGUGUUCAUGGCCAUGCAGGCCAUGAUUCGCGCAAUGGAUACUCUCGCGAUCCCUUAUGGCGACCCCUCCUCAGAUUUACAGGACAAAGCGAACGUGGUUCGUGCAAUCGACUACGAGAAUGUGACUUCGUUCGAAGAGCCGUAUGUUAGUUAUAUAAAAGAUUUAUGGGAAGAUAGUGGCAUUCAAGAAUGUUACGAUCGACGAAGAGAAUAUCAACUCACCGACUCAGCGAAAUAUUAUCUAUCAGAUCUAAGGAGGUUAGCUGCACCCAACUAUUUACCAACUGAGCAAGAUAUUCUUCGUGUUCGAGUACCGACCACUGGUAUUAUCGAAUAUCCUUUUGAUCUGGAGCAGAUUAUUUUCAGAAUGGUUGAUGUGGGAGGUCAGAGGUCUGAACGACGAAAAUGGAUUCAUUGUUUCGAGAAUGUUACUUCGAUAAUGUUUCUUGUCGCGUUAUCCGAGUACGAUCAGGUGCUAGUUGAGUGCGAUAAUGAGAAUCGAAUGGAGGAAUCGAAAGCACUAUUCCGUACCAUUAUCACGUACCCGUGGUUCACAAAUUCCUCUGUGAUAUUAUUUUUGAAUAAGAGGGAUCUCUUAGAAGAGAAAAUACUUUAUUCGCAUCUCGCCGACUACUUCCCCGAAUACGACGGACCACCGAGGGACGCGAUCGCAGCACGCGAGUUUAUUUUAAAAAUGUUCGUCGAUUUAAAUCCGGAUGCUGAUAAAAUAAUUUAUUCUCACUUCACUUGUGCCACAGAUACGGAGAAUAUACGUUUCGUGUUUGCUGCAGUGAAGGAUACAAUAUUGCAACAUAAUCUGAAGGAGUACAAUUUGGUUUGA